UCCCUAAAAUGGGCAAGUCAAACAAGAAAUCGAUCCCCAAGGUCGACGCAGCUCCUGCUAUAGUCCCACCGUCUAAGUCUGCCAAAAAAGGCAAGAGGGAAGCUGUAAAUGAGUUGGAGAAGCAACUCAGUGCUAAGAGGCAGAAAAGAAAUGAAGCUGUAGAGCAGACUGUUCAGAAGCAGAAGAGUGAAGUGAAGACGCAAAAGAAGAAAAAGCAAGAGGAAACAAGUAGUUCUGAUGAUUCUUCUUCAUGGACUCUGAAAAAGAAGAGAAGCCUGCUCCAAAAAAGCUGGCCGUUGCUGCUAAAAAUGGUACUGCUGUUGCCCUUGCUAAGAAAGGCAAGGAGGCUAGCAGUUCGGAUUCUUCGGAUUCAGAUUCUUCACUUGAUUCUGAUGAUGAUAAAGGUCCAAAGGCUAAGGUAACUGCCUUAUCAA
Juglans microcarpa x Juglans regia is the source of this 434-nucleotide messenger RNA. RefSeq names its product nucleolin 2-like. Bases 9 to 422 code for a protein of 137 amino acids. Lineage: Eukaryota; Viridiplantae; Streptophyta; Magnoliopsida; Fagales; Juglandaceae. The record is from RefSeq and is a predicted model, not a curated record. The transcript is spliced from 5 exons.